Eptesicus fuscus (big brown bat) is the source of this 1194-nucleotide messenger RNA. RefSeq names its product apolipoprotein L5 (gene APOL5). Gene Ontology annotation, cellular component: extracellular region; membrane. NCBI's taxonomy places the organism in Eukaryota, Metazoa, Chordata, Mammalia, Chiroptera, Vespertilionidae. The coding region runs from base 1 to 1194 and encodes 397 amino acids. The record is from RefSeq and is a predicted model, not a curated record. The transcript is spliced from 3 exons. Gene Ontology annotation, biological process: lipoprotein metabolic process; lipid transport. Gene Ontology annotation, molecular function: lipid binding.
AUGUUAUCAUUAGAUGGUCUACUUCACCAGAGCAUCAUUGAAGGUCUAGCCACCGUGACCACAGAAGACCUGCGCUGGCUCCUCUCUGACUGGCAGGCCUGGGAGACGGUGACGGAGCAGCUUCGUUUGGGAAGGGAUGAAGUCGAUGUGCUGUACUAUAUGGUGGUCCAGGAGCUGAUGCGACGGGAGGAAGGGUUCAGGCCAUCUGGGAACUGGUCCCAGGAGGAGAUGAUGUUUCUCCAAGAGUUUCCCUGGCGGAAGCAUCAGCUGGAAAAGACUAUCAGUGAACUUCACAGCAUCGCAGACCAAGUUGACACAACCCACAAGAUGCUCACCAAGACCAGCCUGGUGGCCAGCUCCUCGGGGGCGGUGUCCGCUGUCAUGACCAUCCUGGGUGUGGCCCUGGCACCCGUGACAACAGGAGGGAGCCUGCUACUCGUAGCAGCAGGGCAGAGCCUGGGGUUAGCAGCUGCCACCACCAACAUUUUGACAAAUGUCUUAGAAAAUAGGAGCAAUUCGGCAGCAAGAGACAGAGCCAGCAGACUGGCGAGUCUCCCCACAGACCCGGAGGCUGGAACUGGGGGAGGGACACGUUUCUCUGAUGGGAGUUUGGUCGGGAGGUGUAUUAACGCUUUCGGGAGCAUCAGGCAGCUUCGUGCCUUCCAGAGGGCCCAGGCCAACCCUGGCUUCAUUGCGAGGGUCAGGAACUUUGUGGCCACAAGGCGUGUGCCCUUCUGGAGGGCCGCAGGGGUGCAGAGAGCGGCGGGGGCGCCUGCUCUGGCUAUGACCCGCGCUGCCCGGAUGCUGAGCGUAGCUGGGGCUGGCUACUUCCUCAUGCAGGACUUGAGAAGCAUCCAGGAGAACUGGAGGCACCUGGAAGAGGGGGCAAGGACGGAGACGGCCGAGGAAUUGAGGACACUCGCCCGGGAGCUGGAGCAGGAGCUGGACCGGCAGUCCCAGCGCUACAGGCUGACCAUCCAGAGGCUGAACCAGGAGGGGGGAAGAAGGGCAAGGCCGCCGAGGAUGAGUGGGGAUGCUAACCAGUUGGUGAGGCUGGCCCUAGCAGAGGCAGAACGCACGUCUUCAACCAGGAACAGGUCUGCCUGCGACGGGGUGCCCCGAGGGGGUGCUAGGAGACCUGCAGCGCUGUGCGGUAACCCCCAGGGACUCCGGAAAUACCAGGGACCAGACUAG